AUGGAAUCUCCAAAGUCCCAGCAGCCUAUGGGGAAGGAUGAUACGGAAUUCGGAAUUGCUGAAGAUCGGCUCGCUGAAACCAGCGUGGGCACUAUGGAGGAGGAUACGAUAAUGACCACUGACGCGAAUUUCCUCACCUUGCUAACAGUCUUGGAGGAUACUUAG
Messenger RNA from Monascus purpureus, 165 nucleotides. The record is from the annotation of a GenBank genome assembly. Lineage: Eukaryota; Fungi; Ascomycota; Eurotiomycetes; Eurotiales; Aspergillaceae.